Messenger RNA from Scleropages formosus (Asian bonytongue), 3034 nucleotides. RefSeq names its product twinkle mtDNA helicase (gene twnk). Bases 122 to 2329 code for a protein of 735 amino acids. Gene Ontology annotation, biological process: mitochondrial DNA replication. Gene Ontology annotation, cellular component: mitochondrion. Gene Ontology annotation, molecular function: 5'-3' DNA helicase activity; ATP binding; single-stranded DNA binding. The transcript is spliced from 6 exons. The record is from RefSeq and is a predicted model, not a curated record. Lineage: Eukaryota; Metazoa; Chordata; Actinopteri; Osteoglossiformes; Osteoglossidae.
CCCGGAUGCAUUUCGCUGUAGGAUAAAGAUUAACGUUUCAUGCACGCGGGAUUCUUCUACUCCCCCUUCAUCAUCCAGCACAGUAAAAUGUGAGAAGCUCUGUAUCUGGCAGCUGGAGCAGAUGUGGACGUUCGGCUGCUUCCCGAAGGUUCCUUCCUAUCUGCUGCGACGGGCCGUGCUCGGCUCCAGGGCGCUGCCGCCCCGGCGUCGCUCCUCGCUCCUGGUGAGACCGAGCCCGUCAUGUUCGCACCCCGUUCGGGCUGCACCCCUGGGCCUCCCCCAGCCCUGCUCCGUGGGUUUCCGGCUCCACUGCAGGACUUUGAGAAAGAACGCCAAGUUCACGGUGGACGUCCCCGAAACCCCUGUCACCACGGCGGACAUCAAGCAGUACCUUCGCUCGAAGGAGAUUCCCUUUCGCGACGGCUACAGCUGCCUGCAGGCCCCAACGUUUUUCCGGGAGGAUCGGUCACCCGGGUUGGUUGUGGGACCGGAGCGCGACUCCUUUGCUCUGUUCAUUGACAAAACGACAGGGCGGUUCCUCUGCGUAGAGACGCUGGUGGAGGGCAGCUGGGAGGACCUACAGGAUUGUUUGGAGGUCAUGCAGAAGGAGGGCUGCAACUUCAUCAGGCCGGAUGUGCUCCUGGGGUACCCGGAGAGCCAGGAGCAGCGGGAAGAAAGGGAGUCCCAGCUCCUCGAGGCCCAGAGGAUCUACUCCAGCUCUCUGGCCCUCAGCGAACUUCCUGAGGAGGAUGCCCAGCUGGCAAAGACUAUGUUUGGCAUCAGUCGCAUCUCCAACGCCACCUUGAACAGGUUCGGUGUCCGGUUCUUUAAGCCCACCAAGAGCCUGGUCUUCCCCUGGUUCCGCACACGGGACGUCAGCCUGCAGGGCAUCAAGCUCCUGUCUGCCAGGACCGAUGAGGAUAGCGUCAUCUACACUGACGUCACCAUUCCCAGACCGGCUGCCUACCAGAAUCUGUUUGGCCUGCCGCUUAUUGGACACAAAGACGCCGAAGUGGUGCUCACGGGCCGCGAGGUGGACACCCUGGCCGUCAGUCAGGUCACGGGGCUUCCGAGUCUGGCGCUGCCCCGGGGAGUAGCCAGCUUGCCCCCUGCCCUACUACCCUACCUGGAGCAGUUCCGGCGAGUGACGUUGUGGCUGGGUGGAGACCUGCGUGCCUGGGAAGCCUCUAAGAUCUUCUCCCGCAAGCUGGGCCUUCGGCGGUGCUCCCUGGUGCGGCCCGGGGAGCACCAGCCCUGCCCCAACGAGGCUCUGGCCAGAGGGAAGAACCUGGCGCGCAUCCUGAAGGCGGCCAUCCCUGCCGCCCACAAGUCCAUCGUCUCCUUCCGGCAGCUCCGAGAGGACGUUUACGGGGAGCUGGCCAACACAGAGCAGGUGGCCGGCGUGAAGUGGACUCGCUUCCCCGAGCUCAACAAGUUACUGAAGGGCCAUCGGAAGGGGGAGCUCACUGUCUUUACAGGCCCCACGGGCAGCGGUAAGACCACCUUCAUCAGCGAGUUUGCCCUGGACCUGUGCAUGCAGGGUGUCAACACCCUGUGGGGAAGUUUCGAGAUCAACAACGUGCGGCUUGCCAAGAUCAUGCUCAAGCAGUUCUCCAUGCAGCGCCUGGAGGAGAGCCUGCAGGAGUACGAUAUUUGGGCAGACAAGUUCGAGGACCUACCGCUUUACUUCAUGACGUUCCACGGACAGCAGAACAUAAAAACGGUUCUGGAAACCAUGCACCACGCAGUGUACCUCUAUGACAUCAGCCAUGUAGUCAUCGAUAACCUUCAGUUCAUGAUGGGCCAGGAGAACAUCUCCAUAGAUAAGUUCGCAAUCCAGGACCACAUCAUUGGUGCCUUCAGGACUUUUGCCACCAACAACAGCUGUCACGUGACCCUGAUCAUCCACCCCAGGAAGGAAGAAGAUGACAAGGACCUUCAGACAGCAUCCAUCUUUGGCUCUGCUAAGGCCAGCCAGGAGGCGGACAAUGUGCUGAUCCUGCAGGAGAAGAAGCUGGUGACCAGCCCUGGACGGAGGUCUUUGCAGGUUGCCAAGAACCGCUUUGAUGGUGACGUAGGUAUCUUCCCCUUGGAGUUCAACAAGGCCUCCCUGACCUUCUCUACCCCUCUCAGGGGUAAGAACAAGCUCCGCAAGCUCAAGGGGGAUAAACCGGACUCUGCAGAGGAUGUGCUGUCCCCAGUGAAGUCUGGGAAGGUGGAGAAAGCGGAGAAACCAGCUAAGGCCUCAAAGCCUCCGAGAUCCGAGAAGGGAUCAACAGGGGGGAAGAAUCGAGAGAACACAAAGGGUGAGGGUGGAUCUGAAAGAUAGUGAAAGAACGGGUUGAGUUUUUGAGGAUUGCCCAUAUGAGCAAUAUGAUUAUAGUCAAAACUGAUCAAAAUAGUUCUCCUUUUUUAAUGGUCGGUCUGUGUGUCUCACAAUGAGUGGGUCCUGGUGACUCAUCCCUGCCUUACAUGUGCACACAGCCUGAUGAGUUAGACAACAAGGUGGACUUUUUUUUUUUUUUUUUUUUUCCCUUGUCUCAACUGUGUUUGUCAAAAAUCAAGGCAAAGAGGUAUAUGGAUUUAGUCAAGCUCAGGUGGAUAAUAUCUGGGAUGAAAGAUCCAGUCAAAAGGCACAUAAUGCUUUGGAAUGUUGUGCCGUUCUGUUACUGUAUUGCUGUUAAUGAGCUGUUAUAAAACUUUAAUGUGAAGAAUCUUUUAAUAGUGUUUGUAAACCCUUACAGUGAAAUAUCUUUCCACUGACCUUUUUGUAAAGUGACUAUGGAGAUGUUAAUCUGAUUUUAUAAUAACAAUAAUAAUUUUUAAAAAAUUCUUUCAAUUGUGUGAGGUACCUCAUUCUGGAUGUCCACUAGAGGUCCCUAGAGGUUCAAAGCUGCAUGGAAGCUAAUGAGUGGAGCAUGGUUCAUCUUGUUUUUAAGAGGAUUUUUUUUUAAGGACGAGAACAUCAUUGGGUAAAGGGAACAUGGAAGUUACCCACUGCCUCGUCGACGUGCCCCUGAAAGUCAUCAUACAG